This is a messenger RNA of Perca flavescens (yellow perch), 5052 nucleotides long. RefSeq names its product cold shock domain containing E1, RNA-binding (gene csde1). The transcript has 23 exons. Bases 917 to 3556 code for a protein of 879 amino acids. The record is from RefSeq and is a predicted model, not a curated record. Lineage: Eukaryota; Metazoa; Chordata; Actinopteri; Perciformes; Percidae. Gene Ontology annotation, molecular function: nucleic acid binding.
UCCUAACGUUGUCAAAUAUCGCGGUAGUUGCCUCCCUAAUCACUACGUAAUGUGCCGUGCUGCUUCUAGCGGCGCUGGUGACAGUGCUGAAAGCUGUUGGGUAUGAACUGAAACGGAACAGAAUUUUUGUACCAUCCGCAACUGCUUCAAGUUCAGGUCAUAACAAAGAAACUGAAGAUAAACCUCCCAAAACGAGCAAAGUUGCAACACUGAAGACACGUAGAAAACAACGGAUCACUUCAACGGUCUAAAACACAAGAAGUAACCAAAUCCUUAAAUGACCAAAGAAGACGCACAUCAGCCCAAUUGAAACACAGAAGAGAAGCAAUCCUACGCCCAAGCAUAUUCUGAGAAGACUAACUGAUCUGAAACCAGAAGUCUGUGCCUACUCAACAGCUUUGACAAAGCACACGUCCCAACGCUGCUCCUAGCCCUCUUCAUCCUCACCACACCACCGACUCACCACCGGGGUGUGGAGUGGGCUGCUAUCUGCUAGUUUUAUUUCCCCCCCUUCCAUAGUUCCCCUCCCCAUCCCCCAUCUUUCCCUUUCUCUACUCCUCCCAAUGAUUUCAUUGCAAUUUUUUUCUAAGCAGUGUUAUUGCACCUGCGUUUGCCUUUUUUGCGCUAGAGUUCUCCCCCCUUUUUUGCUUUAUGCAACCAUCUAGAACUUGUGCCAGAAACCUGUAACGUGUGUGUGUGUGUGUGUGUGUUGAACUGUGUGCGUGAUAAGAUCUGCAGGAACUGCAUAGUCAUCGAGGUCCUGAGAAUUACAAGAUUCAAGACAACGAAUAAAGACAUCCAGCGGUCUAUCAUUGGGUGGUUACAAAAAAUAGAACUUAACAGUCAAGCAAAACUAUAACAAGUAAUCAAGUUCAGCAAGUGCUCGAGCAAGUUUGGUCCGAGUUUAUGGGAAAAUAUGGGGAGCCCCUGGAAAGGCUUUGUUGAGUUUACCUUGCCUGCGUCGCCACCCACUGCAUUUGUUAGCGCUGACCUGAGCAGCACCUCCCCUGUCGGACUCAGCCUGUCGCCAUAUGGCCGAUCUAUGAGUUUCGACCCAGGCAUGCUCCAUAACAAUGGACAUACUGCGUACGCCAAUGGCACAGGGCCUGGCAUUAGAGAGACUGGUGUGGUGGAGAAGCUUCUGACUUCCUACGGGUUCAUCCAGUGCUCCGAACGUCAGGCUCGUCUCUUCUUCCACUGCUCCCAGUACAAUGGCAACCUGCAGGAGCUUAAAAUAGGAGAUGAUGUAGAGUUUGAGGUAUCCUCUGACAGGCGCACUGGCAAGCCCAUAGCAGUGAAGCUGCUAAAGAUAAAGCCAGAGGUGCUGCCAGAGGAGCGCAUCUCGGGCCAGGUGGGGCCAGACCUGCACGCCUAUCCCUUUACUGUGCUGCAUGGUUAUAUUCAUCCAGUUGUCUCUGCAAUCCCAGUGCACUUGGAUGGAAAGUCUGCACCCGGCCAGGUGCCCACUGGCAGUGUUUGUUAUGAAAGAAAUGGGGAAGUGUUUUACCUUACCUAUACUCCUGAUGAUGUGGAGGGGAAUAUCCACCUGGACACAGGAGACAAAGUCAGCUUUUAUAUGGAAACCAACAAGCAUACUGGUGCAGUCAGUGCUCGUAAUAUUCAACUUGUGAAGAAAAAGCAAAUGAGGUGCCAGGGUGUGGUGUGUGCUACAAAGGAGGCCUUUGGAUUCAUUGAGAGGGCAGAUGUGGUGAAGGAGAUCUUCUUUCACUACAGCGAGUUCAAGGGUGAUCUGGAGGCUCUGCAGGCUGGAGAUGAUGUUGAGUUCACCAUCAAAGACCGGAAUGGUAAAGAAGUAGCCACAGAUGUAAGGCUGCUCCCCCAAGGAACAGUCAUCUUUGAGGAUAUCAGCAUCGAGCAGUUCGAAGGCACUGUUGUUAAGGUCAUUCCCAAGGUUCCCACCAAAAACCAGAACGACCCUCUACCUGGCCGCAUCAGUUCCCGGAUUGGUUUUGCUGACAAGGAACUGCCGUUUGGCGAGAAAGACACAAAGUCCAAGGUGACCCUUUUGGAGGGAGACCACAUACAGUUCAACAUCUCCACCGACCGCAGAGACAAGCUGGAGAGGGCUACCAACAUCGACAUCCUCCCAGACACCUUCGACUUCACCAAGGAGACCCGUGAAAUGGGGGUGAUUGCAGCUAUACGCGAUGGCUUUGGCUUCAUUAAGUGUGUGGAUCGGGAUGCCAGGAUGUUCUUUCACUUCAGUGAAGUCCUGGAGGAAAGCCAACUGCACAUUUCAGAUGAAGUGGAGUUCACUGUUGUGCCUGUAGGUCCUGUUUAUAAGCUUUUCACAAAAGAUAUGCUAUCCGCUCAGAGGAACCAUGCAGUGCGCAUCAAGAAGCUGCCAAAGGGCACAGUGUCCUUCCAUACCCAGUCUGAGCAACGCUUUAUGGGUGUGGUGGAGAAGGAAGUUGUGGCAACCACCACCAAGAAUGCAAGUCCCACCAAGAACAAGGAAAAGAAAAAAGACAAGGCUAAAGUUGUAGAAAAGGAAGCUGAGGAAGGAGUGAUUGCCUAUGAAGACUGCGGAGUGAAGCUCACCGUGCCAUACCAUAACAAGGACCUAGAGGGGGGAGGAUACCCACAGGUCGGAGACAAGGUGGAGUUCUCCAUCAACGAAGUGAAGCGAACUGGCCAGCAGAGCGCCGUCUCCAUUAGGGUCCUCAACCGUAAUGCCUCCAAUGCCAAGAGACUGCUUGGAUUUGUUGCCACACUGAAGGACAACUUUGGCUUCAUUGAGACCGCAAAUCAUGACCAGGAGAUUUUCUUUCACUAUAGUGAAAUGUGUGGAGACCUGGAGAACUUGGAGCUGGGCGACACAGUGGAGUACACGCUCUCUAAGGGAAAAGGAAACAAAGUCAGUGCUGAAAAGGUUACCAAAGUGGCUGCAGUGAAUGGCAUUAGUGAGGAUGUUGGUGCGACGGCGAUGAUGGGGAAAGUUAUCCGUCCCUUACGCAGUGUGGACCCUUCCCAGACUGAAUACCAAGGGCUUAUUGAAGUCACAGAGGAAGGUGCAACUAAAGGUCAGAAUUAUCCCUUUGGAAUCAUGGGUAUGUCAAACAAGGCCGAUUGUCUGCAGAAAGGAGAACUUGUUAAGUUCCAGGUUUGCACAGUAGCCCAAACUGGUCAGAAGAUGGCCUGUAAUGUGGUCCCUCAGCGUAGAGCCAUGGUGGAGUGUGUCAAAGACCAGUUUGGCUUUAUCACAUAUGAAGUGGGUGAGAGCAAGAAGCUGUUCUUCCAUGUAAAAGAAGUGCAAGAUGGCCUAGAGCUCCAGACCGGGGAUGAGGUGGAGUUCUCGGUUGUCCUCAAUCAACGCACAGGAAAAUGUAGUGCCUGCAACGUACGCAGAGUCAGUGAGGGGCCUAAACAGGUGGCCACUCCGCGUCCAGAUCGUCUGGUAAACCGAUUAAAGAGCAUCACUCUUGACGACUCCAGUGCUCCUCGCCUGGUGAUUGUAAGACAGCCCCGUGGUCCUGACAAUUCAAAGGGCUUUAAUGUGGAGCGCAAGACUCGCCAGCCUGGUGUCAUUGACUGAGCAAUACAGAGCCCACCCUGUUGUUGUUGGUGGGAUGCUGUCCCAAGGGGCAACAGGGGCUAAGGGAAUUUGAUUUGACACAUGCUUGUACACACAAACUCAUACAUAAGACAUACUCACACAUACAGUAAUCGGCAUGUGUAAUCUUUAUCCCCAUCGAUGCCUGCGAGGGAACUUUUCUCAUGCCACAGUUCCCUGCAUCCCAUGUAUGAUGUGCUUGAUACAGAGUUCCACACUGCAGUGUACAUGGGGUCUUUGAGUGUGUGUGUUUGUGUGUGCGUGCGUGUGUGUCCUGUAUCCUAGAAGUGAUUUAUAGUGUGUAACUGAGGUAUUUGUUUCUGAGGGUCUUGUCCCUCUAAAUCAGAGUGAUGACUGUGUGGCUGUCUGUCCUUUUUUGAAUCUGCUUUGUUUGGAAUUCUGCACCUGUAAUCUGUCCAGUAGUUUGACUGGGUGAAUGAGUGUGACUGUUGGCAUGUCUUUUGAGCAUCUGCUCCCCUUUUUUCUUUUUUUUUUUUUUUUUUCUUCUUCUUAUUUUUGCUCCUUUUACCCAUGGAAACUUAAAAUGGUGUCACUGACAAGUUUCCACUACUGUAUGCUUUCUUAAAAGAUGCAUAAAGCAAAGCAAACUUCCCUCCAUAAGGAGGAUCAUAUUUUUCAUGUGCGGGCUUAAACUGAGGAUUCUUCUCUGCUCGGUUUUUUUGAGCAGUUUUUAAAACGCUUUAUUGAAGAGCUGAAGUGAAAGCAUGGUGUUUGUUUUGUGUGUGUGUGAUUGAUGUACGUUAAUGUCAAGGUAGUUGAUCUAAUGGGAUUUACUUUUACCAAUCUGGAGCCUUUAGAUACCUUUUUGGUAUUCACAUGCUCCACUAAAGCAAUUUUUUUUCCCAGGUGCAGAGUUCCAUGUGGCAUCUUAUAUCUACAGUUCUUUUAUACUAUUUUUUUUUUUUUUUUUUUUUCUUUUUUUUUUCUUGCACAUAUUUUUUUUUUUUCCAUUGAAACUCAAUCUGCUAAUAUUGAAUAAAGUAAGAAUAAGGUGCCUAAAAACUACAAGCAAAAUGAAAAAAAUUAGAUGCAUCCUCUGUUCCCAGCCAAACCACCAAACAUUCAGAACAAUCUUAGGGUGGCUUUCUUUUCUAGUAGAAAUGAUACUGAUAUGCUUCCCAAACAUGUGGGUUGAAAUAUACUGUAUGUAAUGUGUGCUUUUUUUGCUUAGUGAAGGUUCAUUGAAACUUCAGAUAUAACAAAACAAAUUUAACUUAAAGAAGGAGAAAAGUAUUAGAAAAUCAGUUGGGAAAAAAAGCAUUAUAAAAUCAGGCUACCAGUUAUUGUGCGCUGGAGACAUGGUGGGUGAGCGGUUGUGCCUCUGCACAUUAAGUUACAGUCUAAAUUAAUUUCAACUUUGGAGAUCACCGGGUUUCUGAACCACAGACAGAGGUUCUCAUGUACUUUUGUUAAUGGUCUUGAAUGAAACAAAUGAAAUAAAGUUUUAUGAAAAUCAU